UUUUUUUUUACAUAUUUUUGUUCAUUAACUAAAAUUUUUACUUCUGGACAUGGAAACUACAGCUAGUGAAAAUCGAUCUGAAUCUAUCAACAGCAAGACACUGUCUCCAGAACUUGAUAGGAAUAAUAUCCACCACAGAAUUUUCGUCAAUCGUAGCCUGCAUUUGGAAAAAAUUAAAUUUUUUGGUUUUGACAUGGACUACACUUUAGCAGAGUACAAAAGUCCCGAAUAUGAAGCACUUCAAUUUGAUUUAACAAGGGACAGGCUCGUCUCCAUUGGAUAUCCUCCACAGAUUAAAUCCUUUCAAUACGAUCCAACUUUUCCAAUUAGAGGCCUAUGGUUUGAUAAAACUUACGGAACUCUUAACAAAGUAGACGCCUAUGGUAACAUAUUGGUUUGCAUUCAUGGAUUCAAGUUCUUAAAAGCAUCAGAGAUACAUAAUCUGUAUCCAGAUAAAUUCCUCCAUCUUGACGAAAGGAGAAUUUAUGUUAUGAACACACCAUUUAACCUCCCCGAGGCUUGCAUGUUGGCCUGUUUGAUUGAUUACUUCACCAACUCAUCUGAAUAUGUUUCUGGAAGAAACGGAAUUAAAGGUGGAGAUAUCUUCAUGUCUUACGCCUCAAUUUUUCAAGAUGUGAGAGAUUCCAUUGACUGGGUACAUGCGUACGGAACGCUGAAGGAGGAGACUGCUAAAAAUCCAACUACAUAUGUGGUGAAGCAUGAAAAGCUGCCUAUACUCUUUGAUAAUAUGCAUAAAGCUGGGAGGAAAUCUUUCCUCGUCACCAACAGUGAUUACGUCUACACAUCGCAGAUUUUGACCUAUUUGUUCGAUGUUCCAUCAGGAAACGGAAGAGAUUGGAAAGAAUAUUUUGACUACAUAGUCGUUGAUGCCAAAAAACCGGUCUUUUUUGGCGAGGGCACCAUGAUGCGCCAGGUCGACGUUGAAACAGGCUCUCCCAGAAUUGGUGUUCACGUUGGGCCCCUUUCUCCUGGUCAGGUAUAUUCUGGGGGCAGCUCGGAUGUUUUUAAAUCUCUUAUAAAAGCCGGAGCGAAGGGUGUGCUGUACGUAGGUGAUCACUUAUAUGGUGACAUACUGAAAUCUAAGAAAUGCCGUGGUUGGAGAACUUUCUUAUUAGUACCAGAGCUUGAAAAGGAAGUUCGGGUCUGGGGAUCAAAAAGUGAUCUGUUCCAUAAAGUUCAAGAUUUGGAUGUUCAGCUUAGCGAUACUGGCGAGGAAAUGGACUCUGCCAUAGGUCAGCUGACUCGCGAUGAGUCUUAUGGUAUCUUAGGCAGUACUUUUAGAAGUGGUUCCAGGCGGACACACUUUGCCAGUCAAGUUUGUCACUAUGCUGAUUUGUACUCUAGCACAUUUAUGAAUCUGAUGUACUAUCCAUUCAGUUUCAUGUUUAUCGCUCCUCUAAUGUUCAUGCCUCACGAAUCGACAGUACAAGAAAGGAAUACCAAAUAUCGAAAAACUUGAU
Messenger RNA from Parasteatoda tepidariorum (common house spider), 1481 nucleotides. NCBI's taxonomy places the organism in Eukaryota, Metazoa, Arthropoda, Arachnida, Araneae, Theridiidae. The record is from RefSeq and is a predicted model, not a curated record.